This is a messenger RNA of Austrofundulus limnaeus, 1724 nucleotides long. RefSeq names its product centriole, cilia and spindle-associated protein a (gene ccsapa). The record is from RefSeq and is a predicted model, not a curated record. Bases 202 to 1071 code for a protein of 289 amino acids. NCBI's taxonomy places the organism in Eukaryota, Metazoa, Chordata, Actinopteri, Cyprinodontiformes, Rivulidae. Gene Ontology annotation, biological process: regulation of mitotic spindle assembly. The transcript has 3 exons. Gene Ontology annotation, cellular component: centriole; ciliary basal body; spindle. Gene Ontology annotation, molecular function: microtubule binding.
UUAUUAUUGUCCUUAGUGAUUAUCUCAAUUUCGGCUAAAAGAUUUGACAAAAUCCUACACACUGUGCCUUUAAAAGUCAGAGUGCAAUACACAUAUAUUUCUCAACCUUUAGUUUUUUUAAAUGUAGAUAUUUUCUGUUUCUUUCCUUUUUUAGGGUGAAUUGGACACAAAAACACACACAAAAAAUACAAACACAGAACCAUGGUGACCAAAAAAGUCAGGACAGAGUAUAUGAAGAAGUUCAGAGAUCCCAAAUGGGAGACAUUUUCUAAAUGCUAUGAGGACUCUCUGAAGUACCGUUUGACCCGCCGCUUGAUGGAGCAUUCCCACAGGCCCUGGCUUUGGGAUGGCUGGGACAGUGGUUCUGACUCCAGCGGCUGGUCCACACCCAGACUGACCAGGAACAAGGUUGCCCCUCUGUCUCUGCCACCGCCUACAUGCUCAGAGGUCCAGCAGAGGCUGUCGGAGGUAAAGACUAGUCCUGGAUCAGAGCUGUGUUCUGAGGUCAGAGAGACCCAUCUGGGAACAGGAGAGGCUCCGGUUGAAAACGCUGCAUCAACCACAGCACCAGUUGUAGAAAACGGAGUGAAUGGGACCAGUGGAGAGUUAGUGACAGAAGCUCCGAACACGAGCAGGCUUUCAUGUGACACGGCGACGGACGACGGGCCGGCUAACUCCCCAUCUUCUGACGAAGAGCCGGUGAACCCCACACCGCCAAGGUGUCCCCGCCGGCGCACUCCUCGCUCAGAGCCGGGGAACAAAAACAGCUCCCCCAAAGACAAACCAGCUGUUGUCCAAAAGCCACCGAGAGCCAAGAGUCAGCCACCAGUCAGCACCAAGGAGAACAGGAGACCGUCCAGCCGACUGGACRGGACCGAGACACAGGUGGAGAGCCACACGUCUGACGCCUGCGUUCAAACCCGCAGAGAGUUCGAUAAGAGGAGGUCCAACCAGGACCGCCGGCGGGCUCGAUCAGCUGACCUGGAGAAGUUCAAGCGUUCACAGCUAACGGUAGUGGACGACCGCUGGAUGACUGAGUACAUGCGCUGCUUCUCUGCCCGGCUCAGGUAGAGCCCAGGUCCACAGAGACCCCUGAGAACAGGUCGACUCAUCAGGAAGUGUUUACAGCUGAGCUAACAGCACAGCCUGACAGGCACGUUGUCUCAAAGUGGGAUAAGUGAAGAAAGUAGYUGCUAAUACAGAUUAAAUUAUAUUAUCACAAUCAUCACUUAUAAAUGGAUCUUAUUUAACAAAACAAAACCUGUUAAUUCAGAACUUAAUCCUGGACUAAAAGGAAUCUGAGCUCUAGAUCACAUCAGACUGUUUUAUACGAGAGCGUAAAACUYUCAUUUUCCAAAAAAGAUGUGAGUUCUGUCCACACUGCAGCAGGUGUUUCCAAAAACAGGUUUCCUGCUGACGCACAGAGCUUUUCAUGAAAAAAAAACAUUACUGUUGUAUUCCCCGCUGCAAAGCUUUAAAAACUUUUCAUUUUGUAGAUCUGGCACUCUAAACUUUUAAGACAUGAGCUUGUUUUACACGUUCACUUUGUUCCCCAGAAACCAUGUAAGACCUCAUUUUGUAAUAACAGCGCYUUGUGUAAUAAUGUAAUAAAAUCAGGCUUCAAAAUGUAAUAAACUCACGUUAAAACCACAUUACGUAAUAACUGAGACAAAAUGUAAUAAAAGUCUUUAACACAUGUAAUAACAUUAAUACAUUUUGCGGCA